Cicer arietinum (chickpea) is the source of this 1842-nucleotide messenger RNA. Its product is annotated as ethylene-responsive transcription factor RAP2-7-like. Gene Ontology annotation, molecular function: DNA-binding transcription factor activity; DNA binding. Lineage: Eukaryota; Viridiplantae; Streptophyta; Magnoliopsida; Fabales; Fabaceae. Gene Ontology annotation, biological process: regulation of DNA-templated transcription. The record is from RefSeq and is a predicted model, not a curated record.
AACUUCUACAAUGGACCGAUCCAAUUAGUUGUUAUUGAAGUUUAGAGCAAUUCUCAUAUGUUAAUAGUCCAAUGUGUACUGACCAGUAAUCAAAGUUGCCUCCCUAAAAUUUGGCUAACAUGCAAUACCAAAUGUGGAAAGCAUGAAAUAUCAUGUUACCUUAUUACCUCCAUCCAAAUAAAAAGGUGCAAGAUUUUCAACACUGUCAUUACUCACAAGUCACAGCUAGCAAUUUAUAAUAAUAUCCUUGUUCUUUUAUGUCCAUUCUGCCUUAAUCUUUUUGGUCCUAUCCUUCUCUUUCUCUCUCCCUCUACUUAAUUUCAAUCACCAACUCAUUCUAUCUUCUUCUACUAUACUCAUUAAUUAAGAAUUUUUCUCUCGUCUUGUUUGUGACAGUACAAGUGUUCCAUAUUUUUCUAUGUACAUGAGAUUGCCUAAAAAAGGUAUCAUUUAAAGACCAUAAGCUAAUAAAAGACAACAUUGUUAAGACAUGUCUAUGUUGGAUCUCAACGUUGACAUAAUCGAUGAAACAUCAGAUUAUUCCUCAAACAAUUCUUCUCCUUUAAUUUGUGACCUGUUGAAGAAAGAAAAAGAUGUCUCAGAUAUAAUCACGAGGACCCUUUUCCCUGUGAGUGCUGAUAGAGGAGGUAGAGUAUCUGAUUCCAUGACUCAAAAUGGACUUAAAAUCUUGCAACAAAAGAAACCUCAAGUUAGAAAAAGUAGGAGAGGACCAAGGUCUCGCAGUUCACAGUAUAGGGGUGUUACCUUAUACCGUAGGACUGGUAGAUGGGAAUCACAUAUUUGGGAUUGUGGGAAGCAGGUCUAUUUGGGUGGAUUUGACACUUCUCAUGCUGCUGCAAGAGCAUAUGAUAGAGCUGCUAUUAGGUUUAGGGGAGUUGAUGCUGAUAUAAACUUUAUUUUCAGUGAUUAUGAGGAGGAUUUGAAGCAGAUGAAAGGUUUGAGUAAGGAAGAAUUUGUACUAAGAGUUCGUAGACAAACUAAUGGAAUCUCAAAGAGAAAUUCAACAUUCAGAAGUGCAUUAGUUCUUCACAAAUGUGAUCUACGAGUUAGACCUUUUGUUGGCAAAACAUUUUGUCAUAAGCCACCCAUAAAGCGUGAUCAUGAAGUAGAAACCAGUUGUAAUCCCUCUACUACUUAUAAGGGAGGGAUAAAUGCAAAUUCUAACAAAACAGGCAAUUUACAUAAUCUUGAUUUGAGUCUUGGGAUUUCACCAUCUUCCAAACAACUGAUUAAUAAUGAUUCUGGAGGUUGGUUUCCCUUUGGAUGGACGACUUGUAUGAUACCCAACGAAAGGAUACAAUGAAAUGGGAAGAUGGAGAAGAUGUUGAAGUGGAAGAAGAAGAUGAAUAGAACACUAAUUUGAAGAAGAAAGGAAAAACAAUCAAUGCCAUGUAGCUAAUUUGAAGAAGAACGAAGACAAAAACAAUCAAUACCAUGUAGGCAAUUUGAAGAAGAAGGAAGACGAAAAUAAUCAAUAUCAUGCAUACAAAUUUAACAGAAAUAAUCAACUUCAUUAAUUCAACUAAAAUUGAGAGAUUAAAAUAAAACAAAAAAAUAGUUAUAAGAUUAAAGUGAAACUACAAAAUAAAAAAAUCAAAUAUGUAAUUUAUCUUACCUUUAAGUUUAUCGGCCUUGUUAUUUAAGCAUGUUAAUUUGCUGUUACUUUUUAACGUAGAGUUACAUAAUUCGCUGGUAUAUCGUACGAACUGCGAAUUGAUUCGUGAAUACCGGUAUACGGUACUUUUGUGAAUCAGUUCAUUGAAAUUCGUCAAUAAUUCGCUACUUUUGACAAAUCAACAAUAUAACACCACUUUUAAUUUA